AUGUACCACAACCCUCUCAUCUACUGUACCUGCUGGGACCCCUGGAACUUGGGAUCACGGAAGCUAAUCAAGACCCUUCAGCCACCAAACAAGGUCCCUACCAGGAAGUCCAAGUCAACUCCUCUUCUACCGGCUACAAAAGAACAGAAUUACCUCCAAUCCCCACCAUCAACAAAACCUGUUGAUGUCCCAAAAGCGAAAACCAACGUAGGAAGGCAAGAGGAGGGUUGUAAGUCACCUUAUGAAGUGAUCAAUGUGUCACCUGGCUAUCAACUUGCCCGGAAUCGGAAACAGAUUUCUGUCACCUUGGGGGAUGAAAUGUUUGGUAGGAAAAAGCGGUUGGAAUCUGARAUGAUGGACAAAUUCAACAUGUCCAGGACCAACAUAAUUAGUGACCUUGAAGAGCAGAUCUCAGAGCUGACAGCAUUAAUAGAACAAAUGAACAGAGACCACCAGGCUGAUCAGAAAUUGCUUUUUAAUGAAAUGGAACUCCAGUGUGCUGAGAUGAAACAGAACUUUGAAAACAAGAACAGGGAGCUCAGAAAGGCUCACAGAACAGAGCUCAGUGAGUUAGAGAACAAGUACAAAGAAGCAUUGAAGGCAGAGAAGGCAGCUUCCCGGGGAAAACUAGAGGAGAUGGAAAAGGAGUAUAAGUAUUUGAAGAAUAUGUUUCAUAUGUAUCAGGACAGCAUUUAUGAUGAAAUAGAAGAAAAAUGGUCAAAGCGGAAAGCAGAAUGGGAGAAGGAUGAGAAGUUGGAGCGGGAAAAGAUCCUGCUGCAACAGAAACACAAGAUGACAAAAAAGUUCGAGUUAGAGUCAGAAGAAGAAAAAAAGAAAAUAACUGAAUCCUACAGUGCUUCCAUUGAGAACCUCAUUAUCGAGAAGGAGGAACUCUUGAAACAACAUGAAAGCGACACCCUGCAAUUACAGGAGCUGAGGAAGACCAAAGCGAUCAUGGAGGAAGAGUUGCACGCACAAGCUAUUAUUCUAGAGUCACUUAACGCGCACCUCUACCAAACGCAGAUGGAACUCCAGAAAGAGAAAGCCACAGUGGGAAAUCUUGAGAAGAUGUUCCAGAUCAAGCUUGCUGAAGCUAAUGAAAAGCAUAAGCACACCAUAGAGAGCCUGACAGAGGAAAACCUUCUUCUAAGGUGUGGAUGCUGUUGGCAAAAGAUUGCCAAGAAUGAAGAAGAAGUUUAUGAAAGACAAUCUGGAACCUUGCCCUCUUUAGCCAGUUAUGAGUAUAAUUAUGAUUAUGACAUUGAAAACUGCAACAAAAAACAAGAAUCAUAA
Messenger RNA from Urocitellus parryii (Arctic ground squirrel), 1293 nucleotides. RefSeq names its product flagellum associated containing coiled-coil domains 1 (gene Flacc1). Gene Ontology annotation, cellular component: cytoplasm. Lineage: Eukaryota; Metazoa; Chordata; Mammalia; Rodentia; Sciuridae. The record is from RefSeq and is a predicted model, not a curated record.